AUGACGUCAAUAAUGGUGCUGCUCUUCCUGUACAUCAUUCUGGAUGUCAACUAUUUUAUACGCUGUGCAUUCACGCUGCUGAUGGUGCACCUGAACCAAGACAAGCAGGCAAUCACGGAGACGACAAGCAUCUAUGGCAUUUGUACGCCACAAGAUGCGGACAUCUUUCUGCGGCACAUGAACAACGCACGAUAUCUGCGCGAGCUGAACUUUGCGAGUAUUCAUUAUUAUGUGGUAACCGAUGUGUUCAAGUUUGUGCGGGAGAGGGGCGGCUCAAUAGUACAAAGCGCAGUGAUGCUGAGAUAUCGACGCUACCUACCAAUUUUACAUCCAUACAAGGUCGAGACAAAAUUGAUCUGGUGGGACGAGAAAUCCAUGUACUUUGAGCAGCAAUUUAUCUCCGUUUGCACUGGAUUCGUGCACGCCGUGGCCCUCUCCAAGCAUCAGUUUAUCGAUUUCAAUGUGUUCGAUUUGCUGAGCUCUUACCCCGAUAUUGCAAAUCGGCCGGAAAUACCCGAUGAUCUGAGGCUCUGGCUGGAGGCCAACGAUGUCUCGAGUAAAAAACUAUAUACAGACGGCUCUCUGGAACACGAAAAUUUUUACGAUUGUCGAGCAUCUAUUUAG
This is a messenger RNA of Drosophila mojavensis, 624 nucleotides long. Its product is annotated as protein THEM6. The record is from RefSeq and is a predicted model, not a curated record. The coding region runs from base 1 to 624 and encodes 207 amino acids. The transcript has a single exon. Lineage: Eukaryota; Metazoa; Arthropoda; Insecta; Diptera; Drosophilidae.